This is a messenger RNA of Parascedosporium putredinis, 774 nucleotides long. The record is from the annotation of a GenBank genome assembly. Lineage: Eukaryota; Fungi; Ascomycota; Sordariomycetes; Microascales; Microascaceae.
AUGGGCUACCGCAUCAUUCACAGGAAAUGGAGGCUUCGAAGACCCAUGUGGUGGGGGAUGGUCUUUGAGCUGAUCGGCCUCAUCCCAAUCCUCGUCCUCUUCGGAAUCGAGCAGCCCGACCUCUAUCGCAGCAAAUUCUGGCAGAUCGGCUUCGAUAACAAACUCAACUCGAACCCGAAUAUGAUUCUCUAUGCCUACGCCAACCAUCGGCCGCUGCCCACCAUCCCUUUUGUUUGGUCCCAAAGCCUCACCGACUUCAAUGUCGCCAUAUCCAUCAUCGCGCUCUUUCUCCUUCUCAGCAAGCUCAUCGCCUUCAUCAUGAGGGUCUGGUAUCCCCUGCUCGCCGUGGUCGUGAACGUCGCUGCCGUUGCGCUGUGGACAACCAGUGUCUACGGCCAGAUUGGUCCAGACUUCGCCGAUCCGCGGUAUCCAAGCCCAGUAGCAUGGUACAUUCGGAUGGGCUGCGAGAUUGCCAGACCCUACAACGCCGUCCGUCUUUGCAUGAUCGCAAAGGGCACCCUUGCCGUCACCGUAUACAUGCUGUUCCUCUAUCUCGUUAAUCUCGGACUCGCUAUCCACUCGAUGCUUCCAAACGAACUGAACAAGUCGAAAGAGGAAGAGGAAGAGGAAGACGCAGAUGAUUCCAACGAGGGAAAGAACAACAACGUUGAGAUGAGGGGCAUGGCGUCACCCAUGACGCCUGGCGUUCCAUACACCCCAAGGACGAUGGCCUUCCGUACUCUUGAUCGCAGAGGUCCUUCAUCAUAUGCGUGA